Clupea harengus (Atlantic herring) is the source of this 2397-nucleotide messenger RNA. RefSeq names its product protocadherin-8-like. Gene Ontology annotation, molecular function: calcium ion binding. The record is from RefSeq and is a predicted model, not a curated record. Gene Ontology annotation, cellular component: plasma membrane. Gene Ontology annotation, biological process: homophilic cell-cell adhesion. Lineage: Eukaryota; Metazoa; Chordata; Actinopteri; Clupeiformes; Clupeidae.
AUGAAUGUAUCAUUCUUUGUUGUUGUUUUCAGGGUGUUAUCUUUCACCCUAGGCGUUGCAUCAACUAAGACAAUUCGGUACGUUCUAAAUGAAGAGUCAGAUGUGGGCACAAAAGUCGGAGACCUGGCGAAGGAUUUGGACAUUUUCCAGUCGAAGACCAACCGAAAAAGUUUUAGAUUUAUUGACCAGCCUCAUAUAAAUCUGUUUAACCUGAGGGCGGCUGAUGGACAGCUGUCGGUUGCUCAAAGACUUGACCGUGAGCAAUUAUGUCGUCGAUCGCAGUAUUGUGAGCUAUCACUGGAUGUGGUCGCUGUUCAUCAGGAGAAGUAUCUUCUGAUGCACGUGGAAGUGGAUAUAAGGGACAUCAACGACAACGCCCCGAAAUUCCCUGUACACGAAAUGUACUUGGAGAUACUUGAAAGCGCAUCAGAAGGAACUCGCUUCCCUUUAGAGGUAGCCACCGAUGAAGAUGUAGGCCGGAACUACAUACAGACUUACACCAUUUCCAUGAACGAGCAUUUCAUCGUCGAAGUGCGAAGUGUAGAGGAGGGAGGUUUGUACGCAGAGCUAGUUCUGGUCAAAGAGCUUGACAGGGAAAAGGAGGACACGUAUAGCCUUGACAUCACAGCAGUGGACGGAGGAAUACCACCCCUGUCUGGAAUACUAACUGUAAAGAUAAAGGUCUUGGAUAUCAAUGAUAACACACCGGCCUUCGAGGACAGUUUCAUCAAAAUUGUACUCAGUGAAGAUGCAAGAGUAGGGCUCUUCCUCUUGCAUUUGCGCGCCUCUGACCCAGACGAGGGCCAAAAUGGGGAAGUUGUUUAUGGGUUUGAGGAGAACACGCCUCUCGAGAUAAAGCAGAUCUUUAAUAUUGAUCCUCAUAUGGGACGACUGACUCUCGCGAGAGAAGUGGAUUAUGAAAACAGGGAAUUUUACGAAUUGAAAAUAAUAGCAUACGAUAUGGGGGUAAAUUCGGCUCCAGCGCAGUGCACAGUUAGAGUGGACAUUUUAGAUGUCAACGAUAACGCACCAGUCAUCAUUAUUAAACCACAGGACUCUGACAGCGUGACGCAUAUUACAGAAUCGGCACCAGUGAACAGUUGCGUGGCUUUUGUCAGCACCAUGGACAGAGACUCAGGAGUCAACGGACACGCGCAUUGUAGUUUACUCGGGCAUGAGCAUUUCAGGCUGCAGCACGCUUAUGGAUACACAUUUAUGAUUAUAACAACAUCAUUGUUGGAUAGAGAGACAUUUCCUGAAUAUAAUCUCACCGCAAUUGCUACAGACCAGGGGACUCCUCCGCUAAAAACAAUUCUGCCAUUCUCAAUUCAACUGAGUGAUGUGAACGACAAUCCUCCUGAGUUCACUAAAUCAUUGUAUGAAGUUUGGAUUGAGGAGAAUAAUCUGCCAGGUGUAUGUCUCACUAUAGUGCAAGCAUAUGACAGCGAUGUUGGCCAAAAUGCAGAAAUAACAUAUUCGGUCCUGAAUAUCCAAUCCAACUCUCAGAUUCUUUCAUCAAAUUUAGUGUCUAUUGAUCCACUUUUAGGGUCUUUAUACACGGCAAUGUCGUUCAAUUAUGAACAGACCAAAGAUGUUGAAGUGCAAGUACUGGCUAGUGAUGGUGGUUUUCCAAUCCUGUCUAAAACCGCGAUGGUUUGGGUAAGAGUCGUGGACAUGAAUGACAACGCCCCAGUGAUAAUGCAGCCCAAGUCAAUAAAUGGCUCUGCCUUCUCUUAUAUAGGUCUUCAGGCAACAACGGGGACUCCUGUCCUACAAAUCAUAGCAGAGGAUGCUGAUGAAGGCUUGAAUGCACAACUAAGUUUUGACAUUUCGGAGGACCCAAAUAAGCUCUUUCUCAUUGACAAAACAUCUGGCUGUAUAUAUCUCAAAACAGCACUGAAUUACACUGUCAAUAACUCAGACAGAGAGCUGAAGCUCACGGUGCGUGUUAGCGACCAUGGGAUCCCAUCGCUCCAGUCUACAGUUGAUAUCCACUUUAUCGUUAAAUCCCACACGGGGCCAACGAGGGAAAGCAUGUUAACCUCUGUUGAGCAUCUGGAACGCUUCCUGACAGUUUUAGAGAAAUACUCCGUCCCACUGGGACUCUGUGUGAUUUUAGUCGGCGUCAGUGUGGUGGCAACAGUGUUGGCCAAACUCAUGAGAAGAAGAGGCUCCUACAGCACAAAUACCAACAUGGAAAGGCGUGCACUCAGUAAAGAGGAAGACAUGUCUGAAGCCUACUCAAACAACUAUGCACCCUUUUUUGUGGGAAGAAGAGACACCAAGAGCCAUGAAAAUGAAUUCUGCAGCUCCUUGCUUUCUGUGUUGUGGGGAGACGCUGAAGCCAAAGUAAGUGUGCACACGGAACUGAACAUACACAUGAAUAUUUUCAUUUGA